Salvia splendens (bonfire salvia) is the source of this 1453-nucleotide messenger RNA. RefSeq names its product Protein kinase superfamily protein. Gene Ontology annotation, biological process: protein phosphorylation. NCBI's taxonomy places the organism in Eukaryota, Viridiplantae, Streptophyta, Magnoliopsida, Lamiales, Lamiaceae. The coding region runs from base 165 to 1259 and encodes 364 amino acids. The transcript has 8 exons. The record is from RefSeq and is a predicted model, not a curated record. Gene Ontology annotation, molecular function: ATP binding; protein tyrosine kinase activity.
AGAAAACAUAUUCCCUCGUCCUCUCUCCCUCCAUUUUCUGCUCAUCUUUCUGUCUCUUUACAGGACUAUUACAGCCUCAUAAGAGAUCAGCAAAUGUGGGCGUCGAUAUCUACGACGUUUGCCUAAGCUGAAGAUUUCUGCUGCCACCACCUCAGAUUUGAACAAUGUUGUGUUGCGGAGGAGCAGAGGAGGAGCCUAAUCCUCCGGCCAACCAAUACACUGCUCCACCUAAGGCCGGCAUUCCCUAUGCUGGCGCCGGUGGAGGCAAUGGGAGGGGAGAACCGAGGUCUGGUGCAAGAAAUGGACCGCCGCAGAAAGCGUUGCCUAUUGAGAUACCAGCAUUGUCAUUGAGUGAGCUGAAUAGACUGACCGGUGAUUUUGGGACAAAGGCCUUUGUCGGAGAGGGCUCCUACGGCCGUGUCUACUACGCCAAGCUCAGCGAUGGCCGUGAAACCGCCAUCAAGAAGCUCGACACCUCAUCAGCCGAGCCAGACUCUGACUUCUCAGCCCAGUUAUCUAUGGUGUCGAGGCUCAAGAAUGAGUAUUUUGUGGGACUGCUGGGAUAUUGCCUUGAAACAAAUACCAGAAUUCUUGCCUAUGAGUAUGCCACAAUGGGAUCCUUACAUGAUGUGUUGCAUGGUAGAAAAGGGGUGCAAGGGGCUGAGCCUGGGCCCGUUCUAACAUGGAACCAGAGAGUGAAGGUUGCAUUUGGGGCUGCAAAGGGGCUUGAAUUUCUGCAUGAAAAGUGUCAACCUUCUAUUGUUCAUCGCGAUGUUAGGUCAAGCAAUGUGCUGCUGUUUGAUGAUUUUGUUUCGAAAAUUGCUGAUUUCAGCCUAACGAACCAGUCGUCAGACACGGCGGCCAGGCUGCACUCGACAAGAGUCCUUGGAACAUUCGGCUACCAUGCUCCAGAGUAUGCAAUGACAGGGCAGAUAACUCAGAAGAGCGAUGUUUACAGCUUCGGGGUCGUGCUUCUUGAACUCCUCACUGGAAGGAAGCCAGUAGACCACACCAUGCCUAAAGGCCAGCAGAGUCUUGUCACUUGGGCAACUCCAAGAUUGAGUGAAGAUAAGGUGAAGCAAUGUGUUGAUCCCAAGCUAAACGAUGAUUUUCCACCAAAGGCUAUUGCAAAGAUGGCUGCUGUAGCAGCACUUUGCGUGCAGUAUGAAGCAGAUUUCCGGCCAAACAUGACUAUCGUGGUAAAAGCGUUGCAGCCGCUUCUAAAUGCUAAACCAGCUGGACCUGAUUCUAAUGCAUAAAAACUGCACUAAUGAAGCAGCAAACAUAAGUUUUGCGUGUAAUACUCUCUGUUUUUCAUGUAUUUGAAAGAAUCCUAUGUAACAGUAGCUGCUUCUUCAGCAGUGGUACCAUGUAAUACCUCAUAUGCAGAUGAAUCUAUUGCCGUUGUUAUAGACCAAAAAACAGUUUGAUCCAACAAAGUUCAGCUGCCAUA